This is a messenger RNA of Folsomia candida, 1551 nucleotides long. RefSeq names its product E3 ubiquitin-protein ligase Topors-like. Bases 1 to 1536 code for a protein of 511 amino acids. Gene Ontology annotation, molecular function: ubiquitin protein ligase activity; metal ion binding. The transcript has 8 exons. The record is from RefSeq and is a predicted model, not a curated record. Lineage: Eukaryota; Metazoa; Arthropoda; Collembola; Entomobryomorpha; Isotomidae. Gene Ontology annotation, biological process: protein monoubiquitination; protein polyubiquitination.
AUGGACAUAGGAAUGGAACGACGAUCCUCCUUCGCGACCUUCCCCACCGCAUCCCCUGAAGAUAAGGUCAAGUGUGCCAUUUGUUUGGGAGAUUUGGUAAACCGGAGCUACAGUAAUUCGUGUAUUCAUCAAUUUUGUUUCGGCUGUCUUCUGGAAUGGUCAAAGGUUAAACCUGAGUGUCCAUUGUGUAAGAGUACGUUUAGAGUAAUCUACCACAACAUUCGAAGCAACGUCGACUUUGACGAAUACGUAGUGCCCACUCCUCCAACUCCUAUCCCAUCUUUGUCAAUUAGAGUUUCGUCAGGACGGUCGGAUCGCUCUCCUGAACUACUCAUCACGAGAGGAAAUCAUGAGUUUGAACUUCCUAAUUAUGGUGGCUUUCACUACAGGACUCCACCACUCUUCAGGGAUCCAAGGGUUUAUAGAUUGCAACUUGGUCAGUUCGGGAGCAGUCGAAAUGAUGCGAUCGAUGUAUUGCUUCAUGGGCAUCACGGUCACUCUAGUCAUUAUCCUCCUCCACACCCAAGCUCCGCCAGUUCUGUGUUUCAUGAAAAUCCAUUCAAUGAUGACCCUCCAGAAUUUUUUGGAGGCAUUCUUGAUUUGGCUGCUCGUGCGCCAUACAACCACUCGACUCGCUUUAGCGGUUAUCAAAGUAGACGCAGACGGUACGAUCGGAACCAAUGGGUUGCACCAUUCAGCUCUACGCUUAUGGUGGGUACCGUGUUUUUCCCAUCCGUGGAAUACUUUCAACAGCAUCCGGGCGCGAUAAGAAGAAUUUCUACGUGGCUCCACCGAGAACUUACCGUUUUAAUGAGUCUUGCUAGUUCAAGAACUCAGAUGGCAUACACUUAUGAUCUUGUGAUAUCUCUCCUACUCCGAUAUGAUAUACGAUCCCAGGACUUUCGAGAUUUGCUCAGACCUUACUUGGGAGCAAAAACGAAGCAGUUCCAACACGAAUUUUAUCAUUACGUAUUAUCUGGGAUGCGGAUGGAAGAAUUUGAUAACGUUGCCCAAUACCACUCGACAGGAGGUUCAUCUUCAGCAGUCAGGCCUGGUGAAAAUCCUCAUAAUGUGCAACCAGCCGUUGUUACAAUUGACUCUGAUGAUGAUACUCCAGAAAUUGUCAUUGAUGAUGAUGAUCCUGGUACCACAACUCAGAGCAGUAACCAUCAUCGGCCCCGUAGAUCACCCGGCAGGACUCAUUCUUCUUCCAGACGAAAUGGUGGUUCAAGUCGAAGAGGUCAUGAAUCUAGACACCGUAGUAGUGGUGGUGGUGGUGACAAUCAUUCAUCUUCGAGACCACUCAACUCUGGUGGAAGCUUCAACUUUCCUUCAAUUGAUAUCUCAUCAUCAGAAUCCACAGAACCAUUUAAUGCGUCAAGAUUGGACAUUGUUAAUGCAUUUAACGAAAUUGAUACGGAGGUUCAACGACUUCGUAAUAUUCAAUCCUCCAAUCGGUCGUCGAGAAGAUCACCCAAUGUGUCCCGUGAUCCAGAAAUGCCAAUUUUGGAACCACAAGUAGAUUUGAAUAAUUGAGCAGUUCGGGAACUC